AGGCGGCCGUUACCACAGCACCGCCCUCCCCCCUCCUCCCUCUCCCGCCGCCUGCGGCCCUGCGCGGCCCCUCCAAGAUGGAGGGCUGGCGAGGAGCUUGGUAUGUGCCAUGUCUAGCUUCACAUGAGACCCUCCAAGAAUUAUGUAGGAAGGAAAAUCUGAGAUGUAAAUCCAUUGGAAUCACCAACAAGAGUCUAAAGAGUUAUGAGGUGGAAUAUUUGUGUGACUACAAGGUAGAAGAGGGCAAAGAAUACUAUCUUGUGAAAUGGAAAGGAUGGCCAGAAUCUUCAAAUACUUGGGAACCUCAGAAAAAUCUGAAAUGCCCAAAACUUCUUGAAAACUUUCUUAGUGACAAGGAUGAAUAUUUAUCUCGGAUGAAAGGAGGCAAAGCACUGAAAGUGAGAAACAGUGUUAAAGCUUUGAAGCCUGCAGUUGCAGAUUACAUUGUAAAGAAGGCUAAACAAAGAAUAGCUCUGCAGAGAUGGAAAGAAGAACUCAACAGGAAAAAGAAUCAUAAAGGAAUGAUUCUGGUAGAAAACACUGUGGAUCUUGAAGGUCCUCCUAUAGACUUCUAUUACAUUAAUGAGUAUAAGCCUGCUCCGGGGAUAAAUGUAAUAAAUGGAAUAACAACUGGCUGUGAAUGCUCAGACUGCCCUGCUGAGAAGUGCUGUCCAAAGGAAGCUGGUUUUAUUUUGGCUUACAAUAAACGAAAGAAGCUGAAAAUCCAGCCUGGCUUGCCCAUCUAUGAAUGCAAUUCAUUUUGCAGGUGUGGUCCUGACUGCCCUAAUAGGAUAGUACAGAAAGGCACACAAUAUUCUCUUUGCAUCUUCAGAACUAACAACGGCCGAGGCUGGGGAGUGAAAACCCUCCAGAAAAUUAAGACCAACAGUUUUGUGAUGGAAUAUGUUGGAGAGGUGAUUACAAGUGAGGAAGCAGAGAGACGAGGCCAAUUCUAUGACAACCAGGGAAAUACAUACUUGUUUGAUUUGGACUAUGACUCAGAUGAGUUUACAGUAGAUGCAGCUCGAUAUGGAAACGUGUCCCACUUCGUGAAUCACAGUUGUGAUCCCAAUCUUCAAGUCUUCAAUGUAUUUAUCGAUAACCUUGACCUGCGUCUUCCUCGAAUAGCACUGUUUUCCACAAGAACCAUCAAGGCUGGAGAAGAGCUGACCUUUGACUACCAGAUGAAAGGUUCUAUAGAUCUGACUUCAGACUCUGCUGAUGGUCUGAGCCCAUCCAGAAAGAGGAUCAGAACAGUCUGUAAAUGUGGAGCUGUGUGUUGCAGAGGUUAUCUCAACUGAGUUUGAGUACCCAAAGUCACAAAUACUUUGUUCUCUUCUAAAAGAGUUUUAAGGAGACUCUUCUUUCAUACAUACAUUAUUCUUACAGCUUAUGUAAACAGAUACAACGAAAACAAGAUGUUAUGUUUGUAAUUGAAAUGGCAUUGGCCAAAGAAAGAGAUCUAGUGUUUCAGGUUGAAACUGAUAAUGUGGAUUAAAAUUUAAUUUUUCUAUCAUCGUUAUUUAGGAAGCAGUAAACUAUAUGGUAAGAAAACUCUUUAACAUGUACCUUGAUUUGAAUAUUAAGUGUAAGCUCACAGCGGUAGGCCUUCUAGGAGCUGAUUUCAGUGAGAUAAAGUGGUGUUGCAUAUUUUCUGUACCUUGCAAAGAAGGUAUUAGAAGGCAUUCAAUUUGAGUCCUAAAUCAUAGCAGACAGUUCCUUUUCUUUUUUUUCUUCUCUUUCUUUCUUUCUUUUAUUUUUUUGUGCCGGUGUGUAAAAGAAAGGCUGAGAGAGUAAAAAAGAGAGAGUAGCAAUAACAUCUGUGGCACCACGAUGAGAGGCAUCGGAGCACGACUGGAAGGCGGCUCAGAGGGGUGCAAACUGGAAAAGCUCCAUUGAAUUCCACACAAUAAAAUCGUCGGUGUUAGUUGAGUCUGGGGGUGUUAAACAUCUUCACCUGAUGUCAUGUUGCUUAGAAGCUUUAUGAGUAGCAUUUCUUAAAUCGUUACGUUCUGACUUUUAGUUCAGAUUCUGUAGGAGGUCUUCUUUUCUGCACAGAAUUUGUAAAUAUUGGGUUAUUAUUGGUAACACACUGUUUUGUUUUCAUUGCAGAAAUUUGGCAGUCAUUGCUGAAAAAAAAAAUACUGGCUACAGUUUGGGAAUAGAAAACAAAGUAAUUUAAGGAAAGCAGCCUAUUGCCCAUCAACACUGAUGCAUUCUGGAGAUAUACUUAGUAAUCUGUUAGGUGUAGAAAUAGCCUGGGAAUUGAUUUGUAUUAACAGUUGUUUUUGCUUAAGUUUUUACAUACUGUGACUUUUUUUUUUUUAAAU
Lagopus muta (rock ptarmigan) is the source of this 2330-nucleotide messenger RNA. RefSeq names its product SUV39H2 histone lysine methyltransferase (gene SUV39H2). Gene Ontology annotation, molecular function: zinc ion binding; protein binding; histone H3K9 methyltransferase activity. Gene Ontology annotation, cellular component: nucleus. The transcript has 6 exons. Lineage: Eukaryota; Metazoa; Chordata; Aves; Galliformes; Phasianidae. The record is from RefSeq and is a predicted model, not a curated record. Bases 78 to 1301 code for a protein of 407 amino acids.